AUGAGUCCAGCUAAACGGACUACAGGAGUCAAUAUUGCAAUUGAUGUACUUCCCCUCCCCUCCCUCUCUCCUUUCCCAAACUUCUGUUUUGAUCUACUCAUCCAAAAUGCUGACUGGUAUGUCACACACAUACAGAGAGGGGGUACAUUUACAGACUGCGUGGGCAACCCAGGCACAGAUCGCUUGGAAGAUGACAUUGUGAUCAAAAUCCUAUCAGAAGACCCCAACUACCAAGAUGCACCUUUGGAGGGAAUCCGGCGCAUUAUAUCCAAAAUUACCAGUCAUGAGAUCCCUCGCGGGGAGCCCAUUGAUACAUCUCUAGUUCAAAGCAUCCGAAUGGGUACGACUGUGGCAACAAACGCCCUACUUGAACGGAAAGGAGAGAGGGUUGCGUUGGUAGUAAGCCGGGGCUUCAAAGAUUGCCUCGAGGUUGGAAACCAAUCUCGGCCCAAAAUAUUUGACCUCGCCAUCAGACGUCCUGAUGUUCUGUACGAGCAAGUGAUUGAAGUAGAUGAGCGCGUCACUUUGGAGGACUACACGGAAGAUCCACAGCGGAAUAUUACAACCACUCCUUCCCGGGAACAGACCGGGGAAGAAGCCGACGUGAUUCGCGGACUCUCUUCCGAGGCAAUACGAAUACUGAAGCGUCCAUCCGAGAAUUUGGUAAGAUCGCAGUUGAGAAAUGUGUACAGCCACGGGAUCAGAAGCAUAGCCGUUUGUCUUAUGCAUGGAUAUACCUUUCCAGACCAUGAGGCACUGGUGGGAAGAAUUGCCCAUGAGAUUGGUUUCCACCAUGUGAGUUUAAGCCAUCAGCUUAUGCCCAUGAUCAAACUCGUGCCUCGGGCUACAUCAGCCUGCGCCGACGCAUACUUGACUCCUGCUAUCAAGAAAUAUAUAUCAGGCUUUCAAGCCGGAUUCAAAGGUGGCCUAGGCAGUGAAAGUCUCAAACAGCAACCGGGUGCCAAAGGUGCACGCUGUGAAUUCAUGCAAUCGGAUGGCGGUCUUGUGGACGUGGGCCAGUUUUCAGGCAUACGAGCAAUCUUGUCAGGACCUGCUGGGGGAGUGGUUGGAUAUGCCUUGACUUCUUACGAUCCCGUGUCAAAGAUACCUGUAAUCGGCUUCGAUAUGGGGGGAACGAGCACAGAUGUCAGUAGGUAUGGAUCCGGCCGAUAUGAACAUGUCUUCGAGACAACCACCGCCGGUGUGACUAUUCAAUCCCCUCAGCUGGACAUCAACACUGUUGCUGCUGGUGGCGGCUCGAGGUUAUUCUACCGCAAUGGUCUUUUUGUCGUCGGACCCGAGUCAGCAGGAGCCCACCCAGGGCCCGCGUGCUAUCGAAAACGAGGGCCUCUAACAGUAACCGAUGCCAAUCUUUUCCUUGGACGAUUGAUCCCAGACUUUUUCCCGAAGAUUUUCGGCCCUGAGGAAUCUCAAGGGUUAGAUGGGCAAGCUAGUCAGGUGUUAUUUGAAGAACUAACCGAGAAAAUCAACCACGAGUUGACCGAAGGCGGCCAAAGCCGAGAGAUGUCCCUUGACGAGGUUGCCUAUGGCUUUAUCAAGGUAGCAAACGAGACGAUGACCCGGCCCAUUCGAUCUCUGACGGAGGCAAAAGGACAUGACACAUCAAAACACAGAUUGGCUACGUUUGGAGGAGCCGGGGGCCAGCAUGCCAUUGCCAUUGCCGAGAGCCUAGGCAUUCACCAGAUCUUGAUUCAUCGUUAUUCCUCGGUACUCUCGGCUUACGGAAUGGCACUCGCAGAUGUUGUUGAUGAAAACCAAGAGCCUGAAUCAAAGGUUUGGGCUGAUGAAGGCAAAGGAGGGGUUCGGGAUGCACUUGGUUUGCGAAUAGAGGAUCUCAAGAAAAGAUCCACGCGGAGGUUACGAGAUCAAGGCUUCGACAAUGAUUCGAUCGUGUUUGAAGAAUACCUCAAUAUGCGUUACCGAGGUACAGAAUCUGCUUUAAUGAUACUCAAACCCAGCAAAGAGGAGGCCGAUAUUUUCUUUGGCGGUGAUGAAUGGGCCUUCGGCCAAGCGUUCGUGAGGCAACACGAUCGAGAGUUUGGUUUUACUCUCCCGGCACGAGAUAUUAUUGUGGAUGAUGUGCGAGUGAGAGGAAUUGGGAAAUCAUUCAAGAUAUCCGAGAAGACAGUGGACCAACAAAUACAGGAAUCCAACCCAAAGGAUGUGUCGGAGGGAAAGGAGUAUCGUAAGUCUCAUGUGUUCUUUGAGGGAGGCCGGCACGAAACGCCAAUCUAUAAAUUGGACGACUUGAAAGUUGAUGAACGAGUGAGAGGCCCGGCGAUUUUGGCCGAUGGCACCCAGACUAUCGUGAUCACUCCAGGAGCUUCAGCGCUCCUCACCAAGACCCACGUCGUCAUCAAUAUCGAUGAACCUGAUGCCACGCAGCCAAAAACCGGCACUGACAGUGUGAAUCCUAUUUUGCUGAGCGUCUUUUCGCACAGAUUCAUGGCGAUUGCGGAGCAAAUGGGACGUGCUCUGCAGAAGACGAGUGUAAGCACCAAUGUUAAGGAGCGACUUGACUACUCUUGCGCGUUGUUCGAUGCGGAAGGUGGAUUGGUUGCGAAUGCACCACAUUUGCCUGUCCACCUUGGUAGUAUGUCGACGUGUGUGCGGAUACAGGCCCAGAUUUGGCAGAAUCAACUGGAGCCUGGAGAUGUAAUCGUGUCAAAUCACCCCGAAUUCGGGGGCACCCAUCUCCCAGAUAUCACAGUCCUGCAGCCUGCGUUCAGCCAAGGAAAGAUUAUCUUCUAUGUCGCCUCCAGGGCGCACCACGCCGACAUUGGAGGAAUACUUCCGGGAUCCAUGCCACCCCAUUCGAAGGAGCUUUACCAGGAAGGCGCAGCCAUCAAAAGUGAAAAAUUGGUAUCAGAAGGCAGGUUUAACGAGGAGCGUGUCAUAGAAUUGCUCUAUGAGGAGCCAGCUCAGUAUCCAAACUGCAGUGGAACUCGAUGCAUAGCAGAUAACUUGAAUGACCUCAAGGCCCAGACUGCUGCGAACAAAAAAGGAAUCAAUUUGAUCAACACACUAAUCGAAGAGUAUGGCGAAGCUAUCGUGCAGUUCUAUAUGCACCAGAUUCAAGACAAUGCAGAGCUCAGCGUGCGCAACCUAUUAAAAGAUAUCAGCAACAAGUCUAUUGGUCGAGAGUUGAGCGCCAUUGAUUACAUGGAUGAUGGGAGCCCUAUUCAAUUGAAAAUCUCCAUGGACGAGGAAAAAGGAGAGGCGAUAUUUGAUUUUGAAGGGACAGGGCCGGAAGUAUAUGGUAAUAUCAAUGCGCCUGAGGCUGUCACAUACUCUGCUAUCAUCUAUUGCCUGCGAUGCCUUCUUUCAGCAGACAUCCCCUUGAACCAAGGUUGUUUGAAGCCAAUUGAGGUUCGAAUCCCUCCUGGAAGUUUUCUAUCCCCCUCCGAAUCAGCCGCCGUGGUAGGUGGCAAUGUUUUGACGAGCCAACGAGUGACCGACGUCAUUUUAAAAUGCUUCCAGGCUUGCGCCGCGUCGCAGGGUGAUACCAACAACCUUACAUUUGGAUUUGGGGGGAACAUGCUCGGCGAGACGGAAAAAAAAGGGUUUGGUUACUAUGAAACCAUUGCUGGCGGCAGUGGGGCUGGUCCGACGUGGGAAGGCACUUCAGGGGUUCAUACACACAUGACCAACACCCGGAUCACUGACGCAGAAGUAUUUGAACGGCGAUAUCCUGUGGUUCUUCGAGAGUUCAGUCUACGACCGAACUCAGGAGGUAAUGGUCAGCAUCGCGGUGGGGAUGGCGUUGUACGGGACAUUGAAUUUCGGAUUCCCGUGCAAGUCUCUAUCCUUUCCGAGCGAAGGGUCUACCAUCCAUAUGGGCUGGAGGGGGGUGAGGAUGGCCAGUGUGGUCAGAACAUCUGGGUGCGCCGGAUAAAAAGACAGGAUGGAAGUUGGUGGGAAAGAUCCGUCAACCUAGGUGCGAAGAACUCCGCUCAGAUGCAAGCAGGAGAGCGCAUUAUUGUCCGUACACCCGGAGGAGGAGGAUGGGGUCCGAUAGGAGACCACAGCCAGCUUCUCCGAGAAGAAGAUCACCGUCGUGCUUGGCGAGCUGGUUCUAUUGCCAACGCCGUGGCGAUGCAAGAAGCGAGCAUGUGA
Molecule: messenger RNA, 4137 nt
Organism: Penicillium paradoxum
Lineage: Eukaryota; Fungi; Ascomycota; Eurotiomycetes; Eurotiales; Aspergillaceae
Product: Hydantoinase B/oxoprolinase
Exons: 4
Coding region: 1-4137 (1378 amino acids)
Biological process (GO): glutathione metabolic process
Cellular component (GO): cytosol
Molecular function (GO): 5-oxoprolinase (ATP-hydrolyzing) activity
Source: RefSeq, a predicted model, not a curated record